Lymnaea stagnalis (great pond snail) is the source of this 9110-nucleotide messenger RNA. NCBI's taxonomy places the organism in Eukaryota, Metazoa, Mollusca, Gastropoda, Lymnaeidae. The record is from the annotation of a GenBank genome assembly.
UUUGAUUCCAUUGAGUCUAUGAAUGCUGACGACCUGUUGGUGAAGAGAAAACGUGGCAGCAAGCGAUUUGUAAUCGGAGCUGCUGUCAUCGGCGCCCUAUUCUUUUUGGUCGGUAUCUUGAUUGGCUUCUUCAGCCACGAGAGUGAGCUACAUCCCAGCACGCCAACGCCUAAACCAGAGAGGUGAUGAGAAGCAGCAAGUAGACAGAUUUAAAUAUCAUUCUUUUCAACCUAGUUUCUAAUUAAUUUCCUCUGGAAAAAUGAAAUUAAAUGGGAAAUAAAUUAAAAUGGCCACAUAACCAAUGGCGAACCUUUGGGGUCGGAAGGGUACGGCCGCCCCGGGUGACAAUUUUUGGGGUUUCAUAAAGCAUUAAAUAAAUGGUGUGUGCGUGUAUUGUGGCAAACUGAAGUAAAGGUUCGCCACAGCAUAUAUUUAGUUAGACCAGAUAAACUUUGAAAUAUUUGUUGCAAUUUUUUUUUCUAUAUAGAUCUACCAAUGACAUGCUUUGUUGAUGGGUGUUUAGUUCUCAUAAAGUCAUUGAAUGAUUUUCAUAUAAAUAAGUUUUUUGCGCUGCAUAUCUACAGCAGUGUGGCUUCUGUAUUAAGGGCCGUAGGUCAUGCUCUGGAGGGGGCAGAGGUCUAAGACAGUGUGUACGUUUGUGACGGAGAAGGGGUGGUUAAAAGAUCAUAUGUGACGUCACGCAUUUUUCAAAUGGCUAUCAUACAUAUAAAACCUGACACUGACAGUGGUGUUUAAAACUUAAUUUGUUGUUAAUUUUUAAACAUGUUUUUAGUUCCAAAGUGUAGCAUACCUGGGGCGGGGGGGGGGGUCCGAGAUUUUUGACAAAGGGAGGGGUAAAAAGUGUCCAAAAGUAGCGUGACGUACUUAAUGUUAGUCCAUUUGAGACUUACGCCAAUUAUGUAAUGACCCGCGAUUUUGAUAUGGCCAACAUAUAUAGUCUGUCUAUGAUGUCUAUGCUGGCUGUGACCUGGCUGUCUAUGCUGGCUGUGACUUGGCUGUCUAUGCUGGCUGUGACAUCUAAGCUUGUUUAGGAAAAAUAGUGCCGGUUACUCUCAGUGACACUUGUAGGCUCUUAGGGCCUAGGCCUAGAUAUUGGGAUAAAACGAAUGACUUCACAUUUUCGAAUAGUUUCCUUGGAUUUAAUUAUGGCCGCUUGCAGCACUUGAUGUAGAGCAUUAUUUUCUUUCUUUCAUUUUCAGAUUGGAUCCUACACAGUUUAUGAUACAAAAUGUUGAUGCGCAAUUUCUUCGGAACAAACUUCAGUACGACCACAGCUCUUUCAUCUAAUUGACAGUGAAAUUACUUAAGGCUGACAUAAGUUAUGCUGAGUAAAUUAACAUAAAAGAAUAUUUUAUCGGAGCGAAAUUUUCCCGUAAAAGUAAAAAAAGUACAAACUUUUAUUAAACAGAACUUCAAAAACUUACCAGUAUAAAAUGUGAUGUUUUUCCCCCCCAGAAACUUUACUUCUCAAGUUCGCAUGGCUGGAACUGAUGGAGCCGCUUCUCUGGCUGAAACCAUCCAGUCUUUGUGGCUAUCAAGUGGAGUGGAAAAUGUUCACAUCGCAUCUUAUGAAGUGCUAAUUUCAUUCCCGAAUCAGUCUGAACCAAACAAGGUAACUUUAGUUGAUUUAAAUCCACUGAGAACUGUCGAGAUUCUAUGUGUUAGACGAGAUUUCUGAAAAUGAAAUGAAGUUUUUUUGGGAAAAUAAAAUCCGGAUCAUGCUGAGGUCAAGGCAAUUAAAUGAAGAACAAAGAAACCUUAGACAUUUAAACUAUGGAUUUCAAUUAACAAGUAGCCUGUUCAACGAUUCUCAGACUGACCAAUUGUCUGCGUUGGUUCUGUAAAGCUAUUUGUUUGGUCAGUAAAUAAAAUUUACUUGAUUUCAGAGAAAUGGCAGCAAAAACCUAACCCUCUAUUAACAAAAUGUGGAUUCUUAAAAAAAAAUAAACCUUGGGUAAGCCAAACCUUGUAAAGAAAAGUGGGCCCGAGACUAACAACCGUUAAGAAUCAGUAUGUUAAUUUAUGGACUUUGACUUUUUUUUUUAUUUCAAGGAAAAUAUUAUGAGUUAGCUUAAUUUUAUGAUUUCCAGAAUGCUUUUAUACUUUGCAGGUGGAACUUGUGAACAAGACCUCAGGUAGAAUGAUUUUCACAUCAAAUCCAUUUGAGCAAGAGCUGAGACCAGCGGAGAGAAAUUCUACGGUUGUGAGCUUCACUGCAUAUUCUCCAAAAGGAUUAGUAUUGGUAAAAAAAAAAAGUUUUAAAAUAAUAUACAUAGAUAAGCUCAUUAUCAUGUAAUAUUUAAAAAUUUAGGAUUUCAGGAAAGACAAUCUGAAAAUCAGAAAAAGAUAUUAUUUAAAUUCACUUGAUUUUGUUUUUUCAAAAAUCCAGUUUGUAAAACCCAACACAAUACUUUUAAAAUGGAUUUUAUUCCUCAGGGUGAUAUUGUUUAUGUGAACUAUGGCAGAGUGGAAGAUUUUGAGUUCCUAAGAAAUAAUUUAAGUAUUAAUGUACAUGGGAAAAUAGUCAUUGCACGUUAUGGAAAGAUAUGUGGUGGAAAUAAGGUAGGUAUGAAUGUAACAAACCUGGCUUAUCCACAUUGCUGUGCUUUUUAAUUUGUCAAGGCAGUGGGGGACAGUAGAAAAAUGAUUAAUUAAUCAACUCAUGUCAUGUUUAUGUUUGAAUUAAUAAACAACUGAACAAUUAUGAUUAUUUAAAAACUUAGUUUUCAUCUGUUUAAAAAUAUAUAUAUUGCCUUUCCCACUACACCCUUGCAGAUAUCAAAGACUGUGUUUUUAAAUAAGCAUUGGGUGUUUUCACUUGUAAAUUUUAUAAAGAUUAUAAUUUGAUAGAUAUAGCAAUUAAAAUAAUUAUAAAUUAAAAAAUGUCGUUAAAUUUUUUAAUCCAGAUACUGUAAAAACUGCAGGCAUUUAAAUUUGAUAUAAACUCACUUGAUCAAUUCACUAGAGAUUUUAAUUAAUAAUUACUAGAAUGAAAAAAGCAGAUAUCUUAUAUAGUAAGACUUUAAAUGUUGUGUUUAUUUUACAGGUUUUAAAUGCAGAAAAAUUUAAUGUCAGUGCUGUGAUCCUCUACGCAGAUCCUGCAGAUGUAAAUCAAGAGUUCAAUGGAAAAAAUGAUGAGAAGACUCAUCCUGAUUCAUGGUGGAUGCCUAGUGUUGGGAUACAGAGAGGAACAGCUUACACACAGCGUGGUGAUCCUAAAACACCAGGAUAUCCCUCUACAGGUGAAAAGGAUCAUUUUUAAUUUUUUCAAAAGAAAAUCUGUUGUAAAUUAAAUGCACACUUUUUUUUUUUUUUAAUGUACUUAAUAAUUGCAAGGAUUAAUUUUUAUUUUAAAGGAAUUGAAUAUUCCAAACUUAAAGUUUAGUUAAUAUUUUCACUAACCCUUUAUUUAAUAUUCAUGUUUACAGAUUAUGCUUACCACCUAGAUAAAUCAAAUAUGCUCUUGCCUAAGAUACCCUGUCAGCCAAUCAGCUAUGGAGAUGCACUGCAUAUUUUAGGGUUGGUAUAGAAUUUGAAUCCUUUAAGAAGGGAAUAAAGGGGAUGUAAUUUAACUUUGAAGUGCCUUCGAACAGCAAUAAAUUUCCGUUCAAUCAAAUCACCGUCUAUCAAUUUACCGUCGAAGAAAUUUCUUUCGAUCAAAUUAGUGUUUGGUGUUUUACAUCAAAUUGGAAACAGAUUACAUUUUGUUUAUCUUUAUUUUUAAGCAAUCUAAGUGGACCAAUAUCCCCAGCAAGUUGGCAUGGUACUUUACCCAUUGAGUAUAGAAUAGGACCUGGCUAUGACAAUGCAACGGACAUGUAAGUUAAUGGUUUACUUUGUAAACACUCUAUAAAAUUACCUCAGGAAAAUUUAGAUAUGAAUAUUCCAUAAUUAUAAGUCUGAAAACAUUCAUCAAUUUAUAAAUAGGGCCAUUAUAGGCGUAUCUUUUCAUAUAACUUGAACACAAUUCAAAUACAAUGUUUAUUCAUCAAGUUAUAAAUAAUGUUCACAUCACAUCAUUAUAGGGGUAUCUUUCUUUUUAACUUGAACACCAUUCACAUACAUUGUUCCACAGUGAAGUAAAAGUAACAGUGAAUAACUAUUUGGACAACCGUCCAUUGUACAAUGUUAUAGGAACUAUCCAAGGAAGUGAAGAACCAGGUCAGUAUGAGAAUAUUGUAGUUUGAAAAUUAGAUUGUCAAGGAAAGAGAAAUAGAAAAAAGUUAUUAAGAUUUUCAAAUUUCAGUUUAAAUAAACCAUGAAUAUUAAAUGUGACCUUUUAAGUUUUAAAAGAAACAAUGACAAAUCUUAAAUGGUAUGACAAUGACUUUGUAUCCUCAAUGAUAAAAUCAUACACUUAUCCCAUUGUAAAAAUUGAACUAAAUAAAUAAACUCCAAAUUAUGUCGUAGUAUUUAUUAUGUUGCAAAUGUGUGUAAAUGCCUUUGUAGAAGAAUUCUUGCUGGUUUCAGACAGGUAUGUGUUGCUUGGCAGCCAUCAUGACUCCUGGGUUUAUGGUGCAGUAGAUGCUCACUCUAGCAGUACUGCAUUAACUCAAGUAGCUGAGCUUUUUGGUCAGCUUCUUAAGCGAGGUAUUGAAAUCCCAAUUAGAUCAUGUCCUUGGUGGUAGGUCGCCAAUAAUAAUGUUUCCUUACUGUAAAAAGAGCAUAUGAAAAUUAUAAACUUUAAAAAAUUGUAGUAAAUUGUUAUUUUAAAAAAUUGAUAAUACAUUUUUAUUUCUCAGAUUUGUUCAUUUUUGCAUCUCUGUCAUAAAUACACAUUUUUAAAAUAAAAAGCAAGUAGAAGGUAAUGUAACUUAAUUGUUUUCUUUAUUUGGAAAGCAAAAAAAAUUUGUCCCAAGAGUUCCUAAAUAUAUGUUUCACUGCUUUAUUUAGCAUUCAACAAAAAUAUAUACUUUUUAAACAGGUUAUCGCCCAAGAAGAACAUUAGUCUUUUGCAGCUGGGAUGCUUCAGAACCAGGAUUGAUUGGAUCCACUGAGUGGGUUGAGGUCAGAAAAACUUAUUUGAAAGAAAAAAAACUAAAAUUAAUUAUAAUUUUUUUUUUCUCAGAAUUGUUGACUCUCUAAUCAUGCACCUUUGAUUCAUCUAGUUGAUUACAUUCCUUUUUUUCUGCCUUGAUAGGACAAUCUAAAAAAUAUAUUUGAAAGAGCUGUGGCAUAUCUGAAUGUGGAUAUGAUUGUCCAGGGCAAUUUCACACUGGAUGUUUCAAGCAGCCCCUUAUUACAAGAUGUACUUUACACAACAGCCAAACAGGUUUUAAAUCUUAGUACACUUUUUAUUUUUGUUUUUAAUUUUCUCAUUUUUUUCUAAUUUAACUUUUUAACUUAAAAAUAAUAAGAUAAAAUAAGAUUCUUUAUUGAUCCAAAUAAAUUGAAUUUUUUUUGUUACAAUGAAUAUAUUCAUUUUCAACACAAAAAUAAAUACAUAUUUUAACUGACAAAAUUUUACAAUUGUAAAAAUUUAAACACAAGACAUCUGAAGUAUUUGUCUAUCAUAGGAAUCAGUCAUCAUUGAGCUCUCUUAGUGACAAUAAUGACUUAAUUAGUGAUGAUUUAGAUUUGGUAACUGCUGUGGGAGCAUGCUGGUAAAUUCGUACAGACUGAGGAACAAAAUAAUUUUUAUAUAUUUCGGUCCUAACUUUAACAGAAAGAAUUCGCCCAGAUCAGAGCAGAUCUUAGGGAUGUGUGAUGAAGUGAGUGGGAUGGAUCAAAAUUAUAAAGUGCCUAAUAUUGUAUUAACAACAAAAAUGUAGCAAGUUGAUAUCUCUGCUGCCAAGUCAUUAUUUGGCCAUUAAUAAUUUUCAAAGCCUUCUUGAAAGAAAAUCUUCUUACAGAUCAGAGAUAGAAAAUGUUUGAACAUUUUAUUUAUGUUAAACUUUCUAUUAUUUAGAAGAAAUAUUUCAAAAGGUGAUAGCUUUGAACUGCUGUAAAUCAUAUCUUAAAAGGUAUAAAAAGAUUUUUUUUAAACAAACAAGUACAAAUAAAUGUUCUAUCUUCAAUUAUUUUUCUUAAUUUUUUUACUUAGAUUCCAAGCCCAAAGAAAGAAUACAAAACACUGUAUGAUUUAUGGCAGGCCAAUUCAAUGUCAAACAUAAAUGAUAGAGAGCCAAGGUAACAAAAGUCUUAUUAAAUAUAGUAUUAUAUUCAUUUGUAAAAAUAAUGCCCCUCCUUAAAUAAAGCCAUGAGAAAUUUUGCCUUAACUUGCCUUCUUUGUUUGCUCUAAGGGUUACAUAUAGCUUAGGAGCUGGUAGUGAUCAAGCUAUAUUUUACCAACUUGCUGGAGUUUCUUCUGCCAAUUUUGGUUUUACAUUUGAUCCAGUAAGUUUUGAAUUUUUCAAACGUUGAUAGGCAUUUGCUCUAAUUUCUUUUUAAAAUCCUUUUAGAUUAUUGUAUUUUUAUAGCAAAGUCCACAGGAAUUAAAAAGCUUGGUUUAAAAAAGAAAUUUAAAAUUUAUUUAAGGUUAACUUAAAUCAAUAAUAAAUAUUUAAAAUCAGUCAAAACAUUGCACUUUAUAUUUUCAUUUGAUAUAUCAAUCAACGUUUUAAUCAUUUUAAAAAAACAUAUGAUGCUCACAGCUGAAAAUACUUUAAUUGAGACUUUUUAAAAGAAAUAAAUCUGUUUAUCUAAAAUAUUUUUUUUUUUCAGAAAAAAUAUCCCAUGACAACAUAUCCAUUGUAUCAUUCAUCAUUUGAUAAUUUUUACACAUUUGAGCAUUACCUUGAUCCAGAAUUCAAAUAUACACAAUCUAUGACUCAGUUUUGGGCUGUGUUGGCUAAGUGAGUAGAGCUAUGGCAAUGAUGAUUUUUAAAAAUUUAAUGUGAUUGAAUUUUAGAUAAAUUUAAAAUAGUGUUUCUCAAUGAAGAAGUUUUGUGACAACUAAAUCUUGGCUAAUAUUCUUGGCUUUGAAUUUUAUUACAUGAGAUAACAGGCCGACCAUUUUAGGGUCCUGAAGCUGGUGCUAUUAUGAUACCCUUCACCAUAAGUAACCUAUGUUAUCUUCCUACGUAGCUUUUCUUUCCAUAAAAGAAUAACACAAAAUUUAGACAAAUAUAACCCCUUCAUUUUAAUUGAUUGAUACUGAAUUAUCUCACAUGUACAUUUGAUGGUAAAAUUCUGUGAAAUAUGUUAUAGAUGCCUGAUACAUCAUAAAUUGAUGAAGAAUAAAAAAGCCUAUAGAGUCUGUUUUAAAAUACCUAUGAGAGUAAUACUGCAAGAAGCAUUUUAGCAAAUUCUAUUUUCUUUGGGGUUUUCGUUUAGCCUAAUGCAAACUGUAGACUCAACAUUUUGAAUAAAUAUCAACUAAACCAACUUCUUUCUUAGUUAGAAGCUUAAGCUUCCUAAUUUUAAGAGUUGAUCUGGACUUGCUCCAAAAACAUUUAUAGUCUAUAUAAAGCUAUAAACAGAAUUAUAAUAAUGUUCCAGAGCUGUCCGAUUAAAUGUAGAAUUAUUUUUAUUUUUUUCAGCAUUUAAAAAAAAUUAUUUGUUCUUUACUUUAUACAGCAAUCUUGCGGAUGCUAAAAUUUUACCACUUAAAGUAACCAGAUAUUCCACAGCAGUUAAAAAAUUUAUAUAUGACCUCAUAAGAGUCUAUGAAGAAAUUUGGAAAAAGCACAAUGUUCAUACUGGUAAGUCUGAAAAAUAGUAAAUUUUUAAAAUAUGCAUUUUAAAAUUCAAACAAGUUGUCUCAUACUUUUUGAAAUGCUAAGUAGUAUCAAUGAUUCUAUCAUUUAAAAAUUAACAAACAAUUAGUUUAUAUCAACAAAUAAUCGUUGGCAAAGCAUUAUGAAAAUUCCUCAUUAAUCAAGUAAUUAAAGAAUAAAAUAUGUCUGGACAAAACUUUGAUGAGUUAAAAAGAAAAAAUCUAAUAAUUAAAAAAAAAUAUUCUUAUUACAAUUUUCUAGAUCCAUUAUUGUCUUCUGUGCAAAAUUUCACGGAGGCAACUUUGCUGUUUGAAAACAGACUAUCUUCAGAAAAAGAUCUUGAAAAAAAGUGAGGAUUUGUAGCAGAUGAAAUUUAAUGCUCCAGAUUGAAAUGAAAUGCUUUUAUCAGUUAUACUUACACACUGUUCUCAUUGUUUUCUUGAGUUAAUAUUUUACUUAAGUAAUUUAAAUUUAUUUUUAAUUUUCGACUUUAAAAUCUUUAAAAUUUGAAUGCAAAUUGGAAAAUAAGGUAUUUAUUACAUAUUUAAUAAUGUGGAUAGAAAAUGAUUUUGUUUGAUUAUUUGAUGUGUAAUUUUUCUACAGACCAUACCGAAUGAGGAUGUACAAUGAUCAAAUGAUGAAGUUGGAAAGGGCAUUUUUGAACUUUGACAGUUUGUCAGAAAGGCCUUACUCAAAGUGAGUUUCUAUUUUCACUAUCUUCUAGCUUCAUUAUAAUAACUUGACCAUUGUGGCCCACAAAUUAAUUCUGCAAGAGGAUAAUGUAUAUUUGAGUAAAAUUGUAAUUUUUAAAAAAUUAAUUUAUGGAAGUUAGAUCCUUAAGACUUUGAAAAUAUUUAAAAAACUGUCAACACUGUCAACACUUGGGCCAAAAUGUUUCUUCCUUUUGGUUUUCCCUUGUGAGUUACUCAUGAAAGUUAAUGGGUAAUUGAGAAAACCCCUACAAAUAUAAUGAGGUGCAUCCUCUAAUUCCUGGAAAGAAAUCCAAGUCUGCUAUAAAAUUGAAAGUGAAAACAAUUAAAUUUGCCAUCUUGUUAUGAAAAAAAUUUAAGAUGAAAAAUAAGCUCCCAGUUACAGGUUCUAAGAAAAGGAAUUAUUAAUUGAGCCAACCUUUUAUUUUUUCAGACACAUAGUGUUUGCACCAAGUGCUUCAGAUUUAAACACAGAUUCUUUUUUCCCUGGCUUGACUGAGACCAUGUAUGACAUUGAAGAGGAACUUGAUAAGUGGAACCAACUCAAAGAACAAAUGUCUAUUACAACUUAUUUUUUACAAUCAGCUGCAAAAACCCUGUCAGAGAAUGGAAUGUUGUAGCUUAAAGUAAGCCCCUACCAUGAUAAUAUUUUUAUAACCCAGUAGUUAUCUUUAUUUCCUUACUUUGAUUGGACAUUUUUUGAUAAUUUUACAACUAUGAC